Messenger RNA from Helobdella robusta, 594 nucleotides. RefSeq lists its product as hypothetical. Gene Ontology annotation, molecular function: protein kinase activity; guanylate cyclase activity; peptide receptor activity. Gene Ontology annotation, biological process: cGMP biosynthetic process; receptor guanylyl cyclase signaling pathway; protein phosphorylation. The transcript is spliced from 4 exons. The coding region runs from base 1 to 594 and encodes 197 amino acids. Lineage: Eukaryota; Metazoa; Annelida; Clitellata; Rhynchobdellida; Glossiphoniidae. The record is from RefSeq and is a predicted model, not a curated record.
AUGACGAUUGUUGAAAGAAAAAUAUUUCGAAUGUUCUGGAAGAUCAACUUCAAUGAGUUAAAAUUUUUUAGCGGGGGCAGUACUAUAAAAAAUUUGUCGGGAGUCACUGAUGGCUCAUACGAAUUAGAUCAAGAAGACAAGUUCCAAAUGAGCAAUUUUAAAGACCUGCACAGAGGGCAAAACAAGUUGAAGGCUUUCUACAAAGGAAUGGUUGUGUCUGUUUAUUACUCAAAUAUGCACAGCCUCAAACUGACCAGGGAGGAUUUGGUUGAACUGGUCCAAAUGAAAGAACUCCAAUACGACAACUUGGUUCCAUUUUUAGGUGCCUGCUCAGAUGAUGACAGAAUUUGUUACAUCGUUCAACACUGCAGCAGAGGAACUUUACAGCAGCACAUGCGACAAAUAAAACAAAUAAGAUUAAAUUUCAAGGGCAUGGCUUUACUCCAUAAAUCGUUCGUGCAGCUGCACAAGAAACUGACGAGCUACGAGUGCAUGGUGGAUAACAGAUGGGUGGUCAAAAUAACCGGAUUUGGCUUGCGAGCCUUCAAGUCACCUGAUAAAAUAAACGAAACACUGGACGAGUCUCUCUGCUAA